ACGAUCCCAAAAUUCAUUCCCUCCUCGAUCAUCAUCUCUCUCUCCCUUGGCGUCUUUUGUUUUUCCCAGGAGUCAGAAAGGUAAUGGAUUCUUCUUACCCUCUCUCUCCAAUCUCCCUCAUCCAUCGGAUCAAAGAUUCCUUCCAUUUCGCCAUUUCUGCCCUCCUCGCCAACCUCUUCUCCGCCCUCUGCACCUUCCUCUUUGCUUUAGUGGGGACAUUGCUAGGAGCGUUGACAGGGGCUUUGAUCGGGCAAGAAACAGAGAGCGGUUUCAUCAGAGGAGCCGCCGUUGGAGCUAUUUCAGGAGCUGUCUUCUCCAUCGAAGUCUUUGAAUCUUCCCUCCUCCUCUGGCAAUCCGAUGAGUCUGGAAUCGGAUGCCUUCUCUACUUGAUUGAUGUGAUUGCUAGCCUUUUGAGCGGGAGGCUUGUUCGUGAGCGUAUGGGCCCUGCAAUGCUGAGUGCGGUCCAGAGCCAGAUGGGAGCUGUGGAGUCACAGUUCCAAGAUCAACCUGACAUCUUCGACACUGCCAUCUCAAAGGGUCUCUCAGGGGAUUCUCUGGACAGGAUCCCGAAGGUCCGAAUCACAGACUCCUCAGGGGAGCUUGUCUCUUGCUCUGUCUGCCUUCAGGACUUUCAGGUGGGAGAGACAGUUAGAAGUUUGCCGCAGUGCCAUCAUAUGUUCCACCUUCCGUGCAUCGAC
This is a messenger RNA of Thlaspi arvense, 698 nucleotides long. The record is from the annotation of a GenBank genome assembly. Lineage: Eukaryota; Viridiplantae; Streptophyta; Magnoliopsida; Brassicales; Brassicaceae.